Molecule: messenger RNA, 556 nt
Organism: Oldenlandia corymbosa var. corymbosa
Lineage: Eukaryota; Viridiplantae; Streptophyta; Magnoliopsida; Gentianales; Rubiaceae
Source: the annotation of a GenBank genome assembly
CAACAACUCAAAGUCUUCAAGUCUUCAAAACAUUUCAUCUUUGUACAACUUUUUUCUUCCCUCCUGAAUUAGUUAAAUUUAUCAUAUCCUAUAAUGGCGAUCCGUCUUCUUCGAGUUAUUCAAGCUAAGCAACUCUUGAAGCGGGCUAAUUCUUUCACCUCGAAAAAUGCUUUAUGGUUUGACGUUCCAAAGGGGUAUUGUGCAGUUUAUGUUGGAGAUAGUGAUGAGAAGAAAAGACACGUGAUUCCGAUUGCUUAUUUGAACCAUCCCUCAUUCCAGCAAUUGCUGAGCCAAGCUGAGGAAGAAUUCGGUUAUGAUCAUCCAAUGGGAGGUUUGACGAUCCCAUGCAGAGAAGACAUCUUCAUUGAUCUAACUUUUCGAUUCAAUAGGAAUUAACUAAUAGUAGUAGGUUAUACUAAGAUAGUCUGUAACCUGAGCUGAGAUUAUAUAUGAAGCCAUUUUGUAACUUAGAAUGUAGAGGAAAAAGAAGUAGAGAUUGCUUAUGUACAUUAUGUUAUCAAAUGAAAUCAGUCACAAAUUUAAAGUUUAAUCUUCA